AGCGAUCUACAUCUCCAUCCCCCUGGUGACGUUUGUCUACGUCUUUGCCAACAUCGCCUACGUGACGGCCAUGAGCCCUCAGGAGCUUCUGGCCUCCAACGCCGUGGCUGUGACGUUCGGUGAGAAGCUGCUGGGGGUCAUGUCCUGGAUCAUGCCCAUCUCCGUGGCUCUGUCCACCUUCGGAGGAGUGAACGGCUCCCUCUUCACCUCCUCCAGGCUGUUCUUUGCAGGAGCAAGGGAAGGUCACCUGCCCAGUCUCCUGGCCAUGAUCCACAUCAAACGCUGCACUCCAAUCCCAGCUUUACUGUUUACAUGCGUCUCCACUCUUCUGAUGCUGGUCACCAGUGACAUGUACACGCUGAUUAACUACGUCGGCUUUAUUAAUUACCUUUUCUAUGGCGUCACUGUUGCCGGGCAGAUCGUCCUGCGCUGGAAGAAACCAGACAUUCCUCGGCCAAUCAAGGUGAGCCUGUUAAU
This is a messenger RNA of Lepisosteus oculatus (spotted gar), 477 nucleotides long. NCBI's taxonomy places the organism in Eukaryota, Metazoa, Chordata, Actinopteri, Semionotiformes, Lepisosteidae. The record is from RefSeq and is a predicted model, not a curated record.